AUGUCACGCCGGUAUGAACGGAUGCGCGAAACCUCCUUCGAUCUCUACACCGAACGAGACGCACUUCCACGUUACUAUCGCGCGGUUGCACUUGUUUCAACAUGGCUGGCAUUAGGAGGCUACAUUUUAUUUGCCUUGGCCUUCACCUCCGCUGAAGAGAACUUGAAAGUUGGGCGGAAAGCACUGGUCGGGGUCGCAUCUACAUUUCUCCUCGUUGGAUACGCAGUCAGCGGCCUCUCGGCCUUCUUCAGUCGGAGUUUAAUGUUCACAUUUGAUGCCGUCCUCAUACCCACGUUAACCUCGUCAUUUAUGGGUGUCUUUGUUACCGUCGCAAAUCAUGCUCUACACAAUGACUUCCCAAUUUCCAAUGAGGUUCUCGUCUAUGUUCCACUGGUCACUGCAUGCAUCGCCACAAUUGCCACCACUGUCAUCUCUUUUAUAACCUACCGAAAAAUAUCUCAUAUCAAAUCUUUGGAUUCGCAACGGAGGCAGCACCUAAAGAGAUGGGACAGAGCAUCAUCUGUGAGUUAUGGUGAUGCGACAUCGACGUCUGAAUUAUUGCCCAUGAACAACAUCGCAAACUCCAUCAACUUGCCAGAAGAUGAAGCUCAAAGACGGCAACUUCUUCGACUUCUCUUGUCACGAGAGACGGCCGAAUCCCCAGGCCUAACUCUGACACCUAGCACCUAUCAGAUCACCCUACCUGGUGAUUACCCCAAUUCUGAUGGACUACAAGUAGCCCCGGUGGGACAGCGUCCGCGUGCUGGCAGCCUUCCAUCAACCACCACCAAGUUCAACAUACUGAAUAAAAUCGGGCGGGAUCGUAGCCCAACUGUGGAGAGUUUCAAGAACCCUCGAGAACGGAGGCGGGAUGAGAUUGAGCGCUCAUCUAUGCUCAUUACGCCAAGCAGUGAUACAGGAUGGGCUCGGACGCCUGGAACAUCAAUCCACUCUCACGGAUCCGGGUACUUCAAUGGAUCACCCCAUCAUGUAUAA
Messenger RNA from Exophiala aquamarina CBS 119918, 996 nucleotides. RefSeq lists its product as uncharacterized. Lineage: Eukaryota; Fungi; Ascomycota; Eurotiomycetes; Chaetothyriales; Herpotrichiellaceae. The transcript has a single exon. The record is from RefSeq and is a predicted model, not a curated record. The coding region runs from base 1 to 996 and encodes 331 amino acids.